Molecule: messenger RNA, 1623 nt
Organism: Anopheles darlingi
Lineage: Eukaryota; Metazoa; Arthropoda; Insecta; Diptera; Culicidae
Product: 3'(2'),5'-bisphosphate nucleotidase 1
Exons: 4
Coding region: 692-1618 (308 amino acids)
Biological process (GO): phosphatidylinositol phosphate biosynthetic process
Molecular function (GO): 3'(2'),5'-bisphosphate nucleotidase activity
Source: RefSeq, a predicted model, not a curated record
AACUGAAGUUUGCUGUAAAAAAGGGGAAUUUUCAACAAUUUCGUAACAAAUUUCGUGUAUUUCGAGAUAAAAAAAUGCUGAUAAGAGCAAACUGAAGUCUGUUAAAACCGCGGUGAACCGUGGGCGCGAAAAGAUCCUCAAAAAGACGGAGUUGAAACCACGAAAAGGGAAUCUAAAUCCUUUUGCCACCGGAGCAAACUCUUGAAUAAUCCACAGAAUCUUAUUCUUGUCGUAAAAAAGUGAAAAAUUCUUCAAUUUUUGCGAUUUCCGGGCAAAUUAGAGUUAUUUGCAAUUCCCGCACUCGUUCCCGCUGGAAAAGUGCCGAAAAAGUGGAAAACUGCGCUCAGAUCCACGAAACGAAGGCGAGGCUGAAUCCACGGAUUAUUCUGCAUCCUGCUACAAAAUCUGGGAACCAACUCACAAUCGACCCUAGAGAAAUCUACGGGCAAUAUCCGGGUGUCUCGAAUACCCAUCGGAAACCGCGCUGUCAGCAUCAUAGAAAGAUCUCCUGCAAAUUAGGACAUGUGGCCUCAGUAGCCGGUCCUGAAGACUAAAGAGGUCUACAUCGUCGGAGUAGCUUGCGAAGGCCCAGGAACCUGGAUUCAAUAGCCGUACUGGACGCCGUUUUAGCUGCUACUUAUCAGGGAACAGCAACUGGAGUUUGAGGAAGCAAGUGAAAAACGCUGAACUCAUGGCAUCCUCGGCGCCGUUGGUGAUGCGAGUAGUGGGCAGCUCGAUAAAGAUUGCCCAGCGCGCUGGAAAGAUUAUUCGUGACGUAAUGUGCCGGGGUGAUCUCGGGAUCGUGGAAAAAGGUAAAGAUGAUCUUCAAACCGAGGCCGAUCGUUCUGCGCAACGAUGCAUCGUAGCGUCACUCUCGAAGAUGUUUCCCAACAUUACCAUUAUCGGCGAGGAAGGGCAGAGUGAUUUGAAUGUACCUGAUGACUGGCUGAUCACUGAGCCGAACGCAGAAUUUACGGAAAAGCACGAUUGUCCUGGACCACUGGCAGACUUAAAGGAGUCGGAAAUAGUCAUAUGGGUCGAUCCGCUGGAUGGAACGAGCGAAUACACACAAGGUUUUCUGGAGCGCGUCACCGUAUUGAUUGGAAUCGCCGUUAACGAACGUGCUGUUGGUGGCGUGAUUCACCAGCCUUACUACAAAACCGACACUGGUGAACUUGGCCGCACCAUAUGGGGUCUGAAGGGCUGUGGAAGCGGAGGCAUGCUGCCAGUACCGCCACCAGCUGAUCGCUUUAUGGUAACAACAACUCGAUCACAUUCCAAUACCAUCGUCCAGUCGGCACUGGAUGCGCUCACUCCUGAUGAUGUACUGCGGGUUGGAGGUGCUGGCUACAAGGUUCUCCAGCUGCUUGAAGGUAAAGCACACGCAUACGUUUUCGCAAGUGCCGGUUGCAAGAAAUGGGACACUUGUGCUCCGGAGGCUAUCUUAGAGGCUAAUGGCGGCACACUCACGGAUAUGCUUGGUAGACAUUAUCACUACGGAAAAGAUGCCUGCUUUCCCAAUAGCAGUGGUGUGCUAGGCACCGUAGCCGGUAUAUCACACGAAACUAUUCUUUCCAAAAUUCCCGAAACAGUCAAAGCGGCUAUGAAUAAAAUGUAGGUCUU